Daucus carota subsp. sativus is the source of this 1594-nucleotide messenger RNA. RefSeq names its product probable cyclic nucleotide-gated ion channel 20, chloroplastic. Lineage: Eukaryota; Viridiplantae; Streptophyta; Magnoliopsida; Apiales; Apiaceae. The record is from RefSeq and is a predicted model, not a curated record. The transcript has a single exon. The annotation marks the transcript as partial.
AUUUUUUUUUUCAUAUUACCACUUGCCCGAGAAUCUGUGGAAGCCGCACUUGUGGGGACCAGAUUGUCUGUUGAGACAAUUGGGGCUUUUUUAUUUUUGCAGACUCUUGCUGUGUUGUGGAGACUGCUAUCUUUCUUUGCUGAGCCAUCUGUUGGCGCCUUCUUUGAGUCAUGGUCAUCGAAAUUUGUUGCCAAUCUUGUCGCAUUUUUUCUUUUUAGUCAUGUGGUUGGGGGAUUUUGGUAUUACUUCGCAUCAAAUAGGGUAGAACGAUGUCUUGAAGAAGCCUGUGGCGAGCCUUGGUGCUUUGAUUAUAUAUCAUGUGAGCCUGCAAAUUAUAAUCCCAACUUCAGAAUUAAUCUAACGUUAUUGAGUAAGUGGAAGAACAACAAGAAUGCUACGGCUUGUUUUGGUCCAGAUGGUUACAACUAUGGAAUUUAUGUUCAGGCUGUCAGUCUGAUGGAAAAUUCUAAUAUGCCGGUGCGAUAUAUAUAUUCACUGUCUUGGGGUUUCCAGCAAAUAAGUACUCUGGCCGGAAAUCAAACUCCAUCUGUCUUCGUCGUUGAAGUGCUCUUCACUAUGUUUAUCACUGCUAUGGGUCUUCUGCUGUUUUCUUUUCUCAUUGGAAAUAUACAGAGGUUUCUCCAAGCUCGGGGAAGCAGGAGUUUUGAAAAUUCUCUAAGGGGCUCUGACAUUGAGCAAUGGAUGAGCCAUCGCCAAUUGCCAGACGAUCUUAAAGCAAAAAUCCGUGAAUCAGAACGAUAUAAUUGGCUGGCCACCAGAGGUCUGAAUGAAUUGAUGCUAUUAGAGAAUCUACCAGAAGACCUUCAAAGAGAUAUACGCCGACAUCUCUUUAAAUUUGAAAAUAAACUCCCCAUUGUUGCCUCAAUGGACGAGUCCAUCUUAGAUGCCAUCAGGGAAAGAAUGAAACACAACACAUAUAUUGAGGGAAGUAGAGUUUUAGUCCGUGGAGGUCUCAUGGAUAAGAUGGUUUACAUUGUUCAGGGGAAGCUUGAGAGUACUAGCGAAGGUGAGACUGUAGUUCCUUUGUCUGAGGGGGAUGUCUGCGGCGCAGAACUUAUUACAUUGUGCCUAGAGCAUUAUGUUCUGAAUAGAGAUGGAGAUAAAUUCAGAAUUCCAGCAGGGAAAUUGGUGAGCAAGAGGACGGUCCGAUGCUUAACAAAUGUAGAAGCAUUUACACUUAGAGCUGCAGACCUGGAGGAUGUCUUCAGUUUGUACUCUGGGCUUCUCAUACAAAAUCCUCUUGUUCAAGGUGCCAUUACCAAGGAAUCGCUUCAUCCAAAGAGUCUUUUGCGCAGUAGAUCAUAUUAAACUUGCACGAAGAUGUUAGAGUACACAUCUGUUCAUUUCAGACCAGCUACUGCAGCGACCUUGAAUGAUUUCUAGUGCAUCUUUUUAUUAUGUAAUUUUUAUUUCCACUUGCAAUGUGUUUCCUGUGCAGCUCUUUUUAUUUCUUGUGUAGGCUUUAUGUAUCCAGUGGUUGUUCUCCAAUCUCCAAGCUAAAGAAAACUGUUAUUUCUUUGGUGUGAAACUUGCACAUAUAUAAAACAGGCUUUCUCUUCAAAGAACAUCAUAU